GAGGUGGGGUGACUUCGAGGUCUAUGAGUCGCCAUCAACCGGGCAUGUUGUACGCACUGGGCAUGCCGGACUAAUAGAGUCGUCAGAGAGCUUCCACGGAAGGGAUUCAGGCUUCAUGUCAUUCGCAAGUGAACUCAAAGGGCACAGUAUGGCAUGAGAAGACGAGAUAGACACAACGGGGGAUGACAACGAAGAGAUGACGGCGGGUGGAACACCACCAAGGAAUGAGCGUCCUUUGGCUGAGAUGACUGCCUGCACCGCUCCUCCAGGCACUCCAAUACUAACGCACUUCACAGGGGACCUGGCAGCGGCAGCGGCAACUGCAACAGCCACAAGAAAACAGGGAGCGCAUAAGCAUGCAGCUGCGUGUGAACCUGCCCAUUCCAAGUGUGGUGACCGUACGCCUGUCACUCAGCCCCCGAGCUUCGUGCAACUACAGCAAGAAAACGAGGCUUAAAAAAAACGCUGGUGGGAGUCACAGGCGAGGGCAACCAGAAUCGCGGGUCACCAUGGUGCGAAGCCACAUGGGCAUCGGCGCCACAAGGCACGUCGGCUGCACACCUCACCAACUCGGGAUGAUGGUGCUGGCACACAUCAGCAGCCAACGAAUCUCAACCAUUGUUCAAUGCCGGCCGCUGUAGCGAGGGCAGUCGAUUGUGAGCUGCAUCGUCGGGGUGGCACUCAUUGGCAGUGGGAUGUCAACAGGAUGCGCACUGAAUGGCCUGACAGGAUGGAAUCCGCUCUAAAGACCAUACCCUAUGUGUACUCAGGAUUUAAGGUGUGUAGUUACGCUACUUCUUGACUCCGGUUUCCACACAUGUGGCUGUUGUGUUACAUGUGGAUGCAGCUUUUGGUGUCAUCUUCCACCUUGCCACCAGCACCUGCCCUCUUGCACCUUGCCUCCGAACUUGCUUUGGCCGUCGAAUGAGAGCAAUACGACGCCUGUGGCGUAUGUGUUUGGGAGACUUCGGCGGGAUUUGGGGAAUCCGACCUGCAAAAUCAAAUGUGAAGCAUAGGUGAUGCUCAUACCCUGUACACACCGUCCUCUUAUUUGAC
Closterium sp. NIES-67 is the source of this 1056-nucleotide messenger RNA. NCBI's taxonomy places the organism in Eukaryota, Viridiplantae, Streptophyta, Zygnematophyceae, Desmidiales, Closteriaceae. The record is from the annotation of a GenBank genome assembly.